AUGAUGCGAGAUAAAUAUGACGUACUUACUGUGAAGAUUAGAAACAUUAUCAAAGAAUUGGUUUCUUACUGUCUCACAGCUGACAUAUGGACUAAUAUUCAAAUAACGACAAGUUAUUUGGGAUUGACUUUACACUAUUACAAAAAUGGAAAGAACAUGCAGUCCGUUACAAUCGGAGUACAAAUAUUGGAUGAGAGUUACACUGCUGGCUAUAUAAGUACCAUCAUUUUGGAAAUUAGUUGUCAGUGGGGCAUCGAAAUGGAUAAAAUAUCAGUUAUUGUGACUGACAAUGGUGAAAAUAUGGUUAAGGCAGCAAAAGACACGUUUGGUAAAGCUAAGCACCUUCCUUGUUUUGCACAUACUAUAAAUCUUCUGGCAUAUGAUGUACUUAGCACUCAUAAAGUUAACGGUACCAUAGUUGAUAAUGUCGAAGGGAUUUCAACACUUUUGAAUAAAAGAGGCAAGAGUGAAGGUACAGCUUUACGGUUAAUUCAAGACGUCAGCACGAGAUGGAACUCGACCUAUCUAUCCCUAAUACGAUUUCGUGAACUUAGCGAUGAAAUCGGCAUCACACUUUUAAAACAUUCUGCUUCUCCAAACAAGCUUACUGGAGCAGAGUUAAACAUAGUUAGAGUCAUUUGCGAAUUACUGGCACCACUGUAUCAGGUGAUAGAAGAAUUAUCAGCUGAGAAAGUGCCAACGGCAUCUAAAGUGAUACCAUUACUCAACCUCCUGCAAAUAAGAAUUUCUUCCGUUGAGAUUAGCGACGAAACAUCAAUGGUAAAAAAAAUGAAAGACCGUUUACUAUUACAAUUUGGCACAAGGUUCGGCCAAGUAGAGAAAGUUCGACCAUUAGCAUUAGCAACUUUGUUAGAUCCUAGAUUUAAAAAACUCCAUUUUAACAAGCUACUUGCAGUCGCAGAAUAUGAAGAUGAUCUGUGGGCCAUUCAUGACUCACUUGCAACUAAGAGCGCUGUUGUUCAAGAAGAAGAG
This is a messenger RNA of Vollenhovia emeryi, 993 nucleotides long. RefSeq names its product zinc finger BED domain-containing protein 4-like. NCBI's taxonomy places the organism in Eukaryota, Metazoa, Arthropoda, Insecta, Hymenoptera, Formicidae. The record is from RefSeq and is a predicted model, not a curated record. The transcript has 4 exons. The annotation marks the transcript as partial.